AUGGAACGCGCCGCCUGCCACGUUAUCUAUGUCAAUCGUAACGUGAGCGAAGAUGGAUUGAUUCGCAAUAACUCUGGCGAUCGCGCAUCUGAUUGGGCAACAGAUGAGGCUCGUCAGGUUGUACAGCCUCUACUAGAUGCCUUUGGUGAUGUUCACAUUUGCGCAUCUGGUGGUUCAUGUUUAGCAAAAUUAUUUGAGCUCCAAGAGGGAUCCAUGCUUGACCUGAAGCCAACUCUGGUUCUCCUUGAUACGCCAAGUGAUGAUCCAGUUCCCGAUUCGCGGAGGAGGGCAUCAUCGCCUUCUCCGUCUUGCAAUUCCUCCGCAGAAAAUCUCGACAUCCACACUCCCGACGAGGACCUUUACGGGUUGGGCUUGCUACAGAAGAUUAUUACUGAAGCACACUUGCGUGGCAUGUCUAAGCUGGUCGUUCCGAUCCCGGUUAUCAGCAACAACGAUACAGAGGAUCCACCUACCAAUGGCCAGAUGACCGACGGCACUAUUGAGCAGAAGGCUGUGCCAUUGGGGUCGCUUGAUACGAAUCGCCAACUUAUAAGAAGGUGCCUAGAUCUGGGAGCCGUCGACGUCAUAAUUUGUCCAAUGAGCACCAAGUGCAUUACGAGUUUGGAAAUUUGUGCUUAUCGAGCCCACAGAGAUGCCGCCAAGGAACAAUCGACUUUGUUAGAGAUUAGACAAGGACGGAAACGGUCAUGGGUGGGCGUCAACGAGGAGAAACCAUUCGCAUAUCUCCGUGAAGCGAUGGUCUCUGGACUGAUGAAGGGGAUCUGCCGCCUAGGCACUAGCGACGAUCAAAUCAACAAUGCCCAUGUGGCUGUUUCUUCGGAACGGCAGUCCGUGAUUGCCGAAGCGAUAGGGAGCUGGCGUUUCUGUGCUCACUCUUUCACUGACGAUGAGUUGUUGGUGGCCGCCAUGGACAUGUUCAGACAUGCCCUGGCCAUGCCCGAGCUUGAGCGCUGGCGGAUACAUGCAGACCAACUAAUCAGCUUCCUUGUUGCUUGUCGCGCUGCAUACAACAACUUUGUUCCGUACCACAAUUUCCGUCAUGUGGUAGAUGUACUGCAGGCUACCUUUAAUUUCCUGGUACAUAUUGGCUCUCUUGCCCCCUAUCCCUCGGGUACCGAAUCCCGACCCAUGCCAGAAAAGUCACCAAUGGCGUCUCUCAUCACUCCUUUUGAAGCCCUGACGCUCCUCAUCACAGCUAUCGGACACGACGUUGGACAUCCAGGUGUGAACAACGGCUUUCUUGUGACACUCAAUGCUCCCCUGGCUCAGCUGUACAAUGAUCGAUCGGUUUUGGAAUCGUUCCAUUGUGCAGCAUAUUCGCAGAUUCUUCGACGAUACUGGCCCUCCGCCUUUGAAGACACAAAAAUGCGCAAUCUUAUGAUCAGCUCUAUCUUGGCCACAGAUAUGGGCCUGCAUUUCGAUUACAUGAAAAGGCUUGGAGAUGUUCAAGAUCGAUUGCAGGUUAGCAAUAGCACCGACGGCUGGAAUGGUCGGCAGACAGAAGAGAACAAGUCUCUGGCCUGUUCACUACUUAUCAAAUGUGCCGACAUCAGCAACGUGGCGCGAAAUCAUGAAAUCGCAUUGAAGUGGACAUACAUUCUCUCGGAAGAAUUCUCCCGACAAGCGUCAAUGGAAAGCGAGCUCAGCAUUCCAUCGUCGCUCAUGACACCACCAAAACAAGACAUGAUUUCACUGGCUAAAGGCCAACUCGGCUUUAUGAAUCUCUUUGCCACUCCGUUGUUUCAGGGCGUCGCCGACAUUAUGCCCGCUAUGCAGUACACUGUCGACGAGCUUGAGAUGAAUAAGAGUCUUUUCGAGCUCAAGCUUCAACAAGAAAAGGAAAAGCAGCCGCUAGAUGACCCAGUACGAAGGCGUCUUCUCAAAGAGGGCACAUUUUCGCCGAGGACUAUGAGUUUUGCAGUGCCGCAAGAGGAGGAGAAGGAGGAGAAGAGAGACAUGGCACCAUUAUUUGAGGCACUGGAUCGAGCCUCAGACACGACACCGGUUGGAAAUGGUGAGCUACCGAUGCCACGCCCAGAAAGAGACGACUUAUCGCCGGCCGAUAGUCAGAGAACCAUGGGGCCAUCGUCCACAAACGGCACAGGGAUGGAUACUCUAGAAUCCAACGGCUCAGCGUCGACCUUUGACGCCGUCAGAGAGCUAGCGAAUAGCGAUCCAUUUCAGGCGCAAACAAGACGGGAUUCUGCAAAACAACGAUCAAGCGAGACGACGGAAGGAAGCGUAUCUGGGGCUUGCUCGGGAGAUUGGGCAUCCCAAGCGACAAGCGCGACAACGGGCAAGAUGCCGAUGUCGCCAAGCACACGGGGUACCAGUAUCGUGAGCGGCGACUCAACUGAACAUGCGGUUGGAAUUCCCAAGAUCAAUGUCGACUCGGCGAGCUUGAAAGAAAGCUCGGGGACGCUUCGUCAGGACAGUUCACCUAUUGACGACGAGACAAGGUCCGAUGCAAGUACAACAGGCGGAAGUAUUGGCAGGGCCGAAGGCAAGUCGCUGCGAAAGAAGACGAGUAGGUUUAGGAUGAAGGACUUCCCCUUUUUCAGGAGACAUAAGGGCACCAAUUCUCCCUCUGCCACAGACGCGACUGGAUGA
This is a messenger RNA of Fusarium sp. VM40, 2631 nucleotides long. NCBI's taxonomy places the organism in Eukaryota, Fungi, Ascomycota, Sordariomycetes, Hypocreales, Nectriaceae. The record is from the annotation of a GenBank genome assembly.